AUGCCCUCAAUCCUUAGCGAUGCCGACAAGGAAACUGUCAAGCGUCACGUUCCCAAGCCCGCCAACAAGAUUCUUGCCGUGGGUGUCGCGCGACUCUACGUUGCCUACCCCGAUGUACAGAAAUGGACCUAUACCGGCAUUCAAGGGGCUGCAGUACUCUGUAAUGACCUCGUAGGGAGGACAUUCUGGCUCAAAAUGGUUGAUGUCUCGCCGGCUGGCAGAGGCGUGAUCUGGGACCAGGAAAUCUAUGAUAAUUUUGCUUAUAACCAGGACCGCACGUUUUUCCACACGUUCGAGCUCGAAGACUGCCCCGCCGGCCUCUCCUUCGUCGACGAGAAGGAGGCCAAGACCUUCAUCAAGAAGAUGCAGGAGCGCGAGAAACAUGCGAGCAAGGAGACCAGCAAGACCCCCUUCGCAUCUCCUCGAGGUCAAGGGCCCGCGCCAGUUGCAAAUGGAAAAGUCGGCCGGUCAUUGUUCGGUAGCUUGUUGCAUCGCUCGACCCCAGCGCCCCCGCCAACAGCACCUGCACCUUCAAUACAGGUUGCGCCCCCACCGCCGAUACUCUCACCAAGUGCGCCGCCAGCCAAGCCCGAUUUACCAUUUGACACUAGCGAUCCAUCAUGGAAAGGGCUGUUGGAUGAGCUCAAGGGCAUGGGAAUCACCGAGGACCAGAUCGCCGAGAACUCCGAAUUCAUUAAAGCUUGGAUUGAUCAGAAGCAGGCGGCUGCGGCUGAAUCUGCUCCUGCAGAGGAUCUGAACAAGCCGAAGACUGCUCCUCCGCCACCACCGCCUGCUCCCAAAGUGAACUCGAUCAGUCCUCAAGACACUGGAUCAAGCUCGACCAGCCGGCGAGGGCCUCCACCACCUCCACCGUCACGCAAAACGCGCUCCGAGGCACCGGAAGAACGAAUCUCGACCCCUCCGCCUCGCGAACCGUCUCCGCCUGCACGAAGAUUCAAUGCGCCGCCACCUCUUGCAGAUGCCGGAAAGUUCGCUGAGCCAGCUGGCCCUGUGCCUCCGCGGCGUCCGCGGGCAAUCUCGAACGUCAACGCUGGACCUCCGCCGCCCCCGCGACCACCAAAGACCCCAAUGGAAGAGAGUCAAGCUAGCUCAUCCCGAUUUGGAGUACCUCCGCCGUUCUCUGGCGAUAGAAAGGUGUCUGCGCCGCCGGCGCCCCCAAGCCGUAGCCCCCUACCUGGUGGACCCCCACCUCCGCCGCCGCGCACAGCAAGCCCAGCGGCACCACCUCAACUACCCCCCAAGGUUCCUCCUAUGACCACCUCGAGUGGACCUCCUCCACCUCCAGCUAGAGGUCCAAUUUCUCCCCCGCCUCCACCUCCUCCAGCGCCAGCGGCCCGACCUGUACCUGUCGCACCCUCAUCACCUCCCGCUGCUCCUCCACCACCACCUCGAGGCCCAGCUGGGCCUCCUCCUAUCCCGCCCACAGCUUCUCCGGGCCUUCCUCCACCCCCUCCACCCCCUCCACCUGGCUCAUCCGCACCCGGUGGCCUCCCGCCUCCGCCCCCUCCUCCGGGACGGGGCCCAUCAAUGCCACCUCCUCCCCCAGCACCGGGCUCGAGGGCACCAGGAGGACCACCUCCACCUCCACCCCCACCCGGUGCAUCUGGAGGUGGUGCGCCGCCGCCUCCGCCGCCCCCUGGUGGCGCAGCACCUCCCUUGCCCAAGCCCACUGGUGGACACGACAGUCUCCUGGCAUCCAUCCGAGCAUCCGGCGGCCAUGGUGGUGGUGGACUACGCAAAGUCAACGACUCAGAGAAGAAGGAUCGAAGUGCCGCCAUGGUGCCUGGUGGUGCCAACGAAUCGGCUGCUACUCCCAGCUCAGGGGGUGCUCCGCAAGGUGGCUUGGCUGGUGCCUUACAAGAUGCUCUCAACAAGCGGAAACAGAGAGUCAGUGGCAGUGAUGACGAGAAAGACAACGACGACGACUGGUGA
This is a messenger RNA of Penicillium brevicompactum, 1953 nucleotides long. RefSeq names its product WASP family protein. The record is from RefSeq and is a predicted model, not a curated record. The transcript is spliced from 3 exons. Lineage: Eukaryota; Fungi; Ascomycota; Eurotiomycetes; Eurotiales; Aspergillaceae. Bases 1 to 1953 code for a protein of 650 amino acids.